This is a messenger RNA of Hippopotamus amphibius kiboko, 1818 nucleotides long. It is a transcript of the gene EYA1, whose product is annotated as EYA transcriptional coactivator and phosphatase 1. Gene Ontology annotation, cellular component: nucleus. The record is from RefSeq and is a predicted model, not a curated record. The transcript is spliced from 17 exons. Gene Ontology annotation, biological process: negative regulation of extrinsic apoptotic signaling pathway in absence of ligand; positive regulation of DNA repair; multicellular organism development. NCBI's taxonomy places the organism in Eukaryota, Metazoa, Chordata, Mammalia, Artiodactyla, Hippopotamidae. The coding region runs from base 49 to 1818 and encodes 589 amino acids. Gene Ontology annotation, molecular function: protein tyrosine phosphatase activity.
ACAUCUCAAACCAGUUCAGAUGUUGCUGUUUCCUCAAGUUGCAGGUCUAUGGAAAUGCAGGAUCUAACCAGCCCGCAUAGCCGUCUGAGUGGUAGUAGUGAAUCCCCCAAACUCGAUAACUCUCAUAUAAAUAGUAAUUCCAUGACUCCCAAUGGCACCGAAGUUAAAACAGAGCCAAUGAGCAGCAGUGAAAUAGUUUCAACAACAGCAGACGGGUCUUUAGACAAUUUCUCAGGUUCAGCCAUUGGGAGCAGUAGCUUCAGCCCAAGACCAACUCACCAAUUCUCCCCACCACAGAUUUAUCCUUCCAACAGACCAUACCCACAUAUUCUCCCUACCCCUUCCUCACAAACUAUGGCUGCAUAUGGGCAGACCCAGUUUACCCCAGGGAUGCAACAAGCUACAGCCUAUGCCACGUACCCACAGCCGGGACAGCCCUACGGAAUUUCCUCCUAUGGUGCAUUGUGGGCAGGCAUCAAGACUGAAGGUGGAUUGUCACAGUCUCAGUCACCUGGACAGACAGGAUUUCUCAGCUAUGGCACAAGCUUUGGGACCCCUCAACCUGGACAGGCACCAUACAGCUAUCAGAUGCAAGGUAGCAGUUUUACAACAUCAUCAGGAUUAUAUACAGGAAAUAAUUCACUCACAAAUUCCUCUGGAUUUAACAGUUCACAGCAGGACUAUCCAUCCUAUGCUAGUUUCGGCCAGGGACAGUAUGCACAGUAUUAUAACAGCUCACCGUAUCCAGCACAUUACAUGACGAGUAGCAACAGCAGCCCAACGACACCGUCCACAAAUGCCACUUACCAGCUUCAAGAGCCGCCAUCUGGCAUCACCAGCCAAGCAGUAACAGAUCCCGCAGCAGAGUACAGUACAAUCCACAGCCCGUCAACACCCAUUAAAGAUUCAGAUUCCGAUCGAUUGCGUCGAGGUUCAGAUGGGAAGUCACGUGGACGGGGCCGAAGAAACAAUAAUCCUUCUCCUCCCCCGGAUUCUGAUCUUGAGAGGGUGUUCAUCUGGGACUUGGACGAGACAAUCAUUGUUUUCCACUCCUUGCUCACUGGGUCCUACGCCAACAGAUAUGGGAGGGAUCCACCUACUUCAGUGUCCCUUGGACUACGAAUGGAAGAAAUGAUCUUCAACUUGGCAGACACACAUUUAUUUUUUAACGACUUAGAGGAAUGUGACCAAGUUCAUAUAGAUGAUGUCUCUUCAGAUGACAAUGGACAAGACCUAAGCACAUAUAACUUUGGAACAGAUGGCUUUCCUGCUGCGGCAACCAGCGCUAAUUUAUGCUUGGCAACCGGUGUGCGGGGCGGUGUAGACUGGAUGAGAAAGUUGGCCUUCCGUUACAGACGAGUAAAAGAGAUCUACAAUACCUACAAAAAUAAUGUUGGAGGUCUGCUUGGUCCCGCCAAGAGGGAAGCCUGGUUGCAGCUGAGGGCCGAGAUCGAAGCCCUGACAGACUCCUGGUUGACACUGGCCCUGAAAGCUCUCACACUCAUUCACUCCCGGACGAACUGUGUGAAUAUUUUAGUAACAACUACACAGCUUAUCCCAGCAUUGGCAAAAGUCCUGCUAUAUGGGUUAGGAAUUGUAUUUCCGAUAGAAAAUAUCUACAGUGCAACUAAAAUAGGAAAGGAAAGCUGUUUUGAGAGGAUAAUUCAGAGGUUUGGAAGAAAAGUGGUGUAUGUUGUCAUAGGAGAUGGUGUGGAAGAGGAACAAGGGGCAAAAAAGCACGCCAUGCCCUUUUGGAGGGUCUCCAGUCACUCGGACCUCAUGGCCCUACAUCAUGCCUUGGAACUGGAGUACCUGUAA